AUGUCUUCUCCUCCACCUAGCAGGCAACAGACUCCCCUCACCCUUGGUGUCUUCCCUCUGCCCUCAUGGCAUUUCCAAAGCGCAAACGAGGUGAAGAAGCUCUUUGACCUACAUGUCCAAGAGGAAGCCGGUUCCAGGAACUCGCGUCAACCCAUGGCCACACACUGGACCCUCAAGUAUCGCGAGGGCACUAAACACGCCUGGAGGGAACCGCCGAUGCUUCCCAUGCUUCCCAUUAUUCCCAGUGCUCGUUACCAGCAUAAGCAGGUCACUAAAGCGGAUCUCUGUACGAUCCCGCUUCACAAGCCUGGGGAGGCUGAUAAAGCGGCCCACUACAAGAAUUUUACGAAGGAGUAUAACGAUGCGACUAGGGGAUGGAAGAGCGAUAAGAAGGAUGAAAAGCUCGCCAAAACCGUUUUCUAUGACUGGGAACGUAAAUAUCGUCGGAACUGGCUCUAUGAUGAUGACUUCGCCACCAUCCCUGGCCUGCUAGACUGGGAGAUGAGGUGCGCGCUGGAGGGGAAUUGGCGUGGGCUUGAUCAUAUGCUUGUUGAGCAGCAGCUGAAGGAGCCAGAGCUAAUGAAGCCACAUCCGGAGUAUAAGCUCGAGUGGAAGUUGGCUGUGUGUGUGCAUAGGGAGAAGCAGAAGCAAGAUGAGCAUAAGAAGAAGGCCAAGUUUGUGGAAAAGGUGGAUGAGGAGGAGUGCUCGAGAUAUGACCGAAUGCACAAGUGGAACGACUCGCAGCUAGCCGAGUUCACAGAUUUGAUGGAUGAGCAGGAAGAGGAGGAUGAGCAGCGGGCGCUGGCUGAAAAGGAAUUCGAGGUGGCCACACUACUCAUGUCCAUGGGGAGUGCGAGUCCUAAGGCGGUUGUCUCUUCCCCGAAGCUUUCUCCCCCGAACAAGCGCAAGCGGGCCGAGAAGGCGAAAGUCACGCCCUCCUCGCGCCAGAGCAACAGUGAUGGUCUUCGUCGCUCGAGCCGGACAAAGAAGCUUCCCCCCGACUCGCUUAGCCAGACCCCUGCUCCCCGCUCCCUAAUCGGGCCCAGCGAGGUCAACGACAACGACGCGCCUACUACAAACAGUAGACCUCGCCUUGUCCUGCGACUCCCUUCAGCUUGCUCAUGA
Molecule: messenger RNA, 1125 nt
Organism: Didymosphaeria variabile
Lineage: Eukaryota; Fungi; Ascomycota; Dothideomycetes; Pleosporales; Didymosphaeriaceae
Exons: 1
Coding region: 1-1125 (374 amino acids)
Source: RefSeq, a predicted model, not a curated record